AUGGUCCCGAAGCAAGCAGCGGAGGGCAAGAAGUUCAAGGGUGUCACGCAGCGGGCCUCCGGCAGCUAUGCCGCGCACGUCUGGUGCAGUGGAGACAUCGGGCCGAACCGCGAGAUGCACAUCGCGUCGUGUCCGUCCAUGGAGAUCGCAGCGUGCUGCUACGACAUAGUGUGCUGCUAUAUCGCGCGCUGCCUUCGUCCGGAGCCCAGGAAGGCGCCUGACACGCUGAACUUCACCGAGGCACCGUACUGGCACGAGGGCGGCAUCCUCUGGGACGUGCUGCACGGGUCCGAGCCCGCCCCGAAGCUACAGGCCUUCAUCAAGCUUUUGCGCCCCAGGGUAAAGCACAUCCCAGGCCCGGAGGCCCUGCGCGGCGGCGCCCCUCUCGAGGCCGACUCUUCUAGCAAGAACCCGGAGGUCGCCGCCGCGGCCGACGCCGCCGCAGCGGCCGCCGGCGCCACCGUGUCGAGUUCCAGCUCCCAGGCCAACGGCCACUCCGCGGGGAACCCCAGCACGAACUCCUACGGCAACUCCGACGACAACGGCGUCCAGGCGUUCCAGGGGCUCCACGUCACCAGCCCGAGCGACGUGCUCCCCGUGCCGGAGGGCAGGCGCGCUACGGAGCCCCGCCUCCUCACGCGGCGCGCCGACUCCAUGGGACGCGGCGCGCACACCCCGCGCGGCGCGCGCGCGACCACGACGCACCUGGACCCCUCGCACAGCGGCCGGAGCGCCGCCGACGCCGCUCUGCGCCCGCGCGGCGGCGCCGCGUUCAAGCGCGGCUCGGGGGGCGCCUCCGGCCGCGUGCGGCUGUCCGCGGGCGAGAACCUCCCGCAGGAGGCCAUGGCGUUCGCGACCGCCGACCCGGGCGCGCGUCCCCAGUCCCACCGCGGCGACCGCCGCCACAGCAUGGGCCUGCGCCUGUCGGCGGGCAACUUCAACACGCUGGUCAACAUGCACGCGCACUCGGCGCACGGGCCGGGCGACCUGCACGGCGACGUGCACCCCCACGUGUACGGUGGGAUCUCGCUCGAGAGCAGCCCCGUCGCGCAACCCGCCUACGGCGCCCUGAUGCCGCUGCCCCCCAGCGCGCCGCCAGCCAUGGACGUCGACGGAGCCUUGGCCUCCGAGGGCCCGAUGGGCUCGUGGAACAAGCCGCAGGGCGCGGCGUUCGGCGGGCAGCAGCAGCGGCGCGACUGGUCGGCGACCGGCACGCUGCCGUCGGACUCGACGCGCUCGUGGGAGAACCAGGCGGGGCUCUGGGACCAGGACGCCCCCAUGGACGCGUGCCUCGACGCACCCUUCCCCGAGGCGCCGCCGUGCGAGUUCGAGCAGUACCUCGACGUGCUCCGCCGCGAGACCUAA
Pedinophyceae sp. YPF-701 is the source of this 1365-nucleotide messenger RNA. The record is from the annotation of a GenBank genome assembly. Lineage: Eukaryota; Viridiplantae; Chlorophyta; Pedinophyceae.